AUGGAUUCCCCUCAAUCGGUCGUCUCCCCACUCAAGACCUCCGAACAAGAGAUGAAGAAUAUUGAUUUCCAAUCCAACGACAAGAACAACAUUCUCGGCACUCUCGACGUUUACAUCCACCAAGCGCGAAACAUCCACAACAUCUGCAUCUACCAAAAGCAAGACGUGUACGCGAAGCUCUCCCUCACGAAUGACGACCCACAAAACUCCGUCUCCACCAAAAUCAUCCACGGCGGCGGCCACAAUCCCGUCUUCAACGAGGCCCUUCACCUUGGAGUCCGCACUCUCGACUCUUCACUCAAGUGCGAAAUAUGGAUGCUCAGCCGAGUCCGUAACUACAUGGAAGACCAACUGCUCGGUUUUGCUUUGGUCCCUUUGUCCGAGAUCCUCUUGCACGGAGGAGGAUCCAAGCUCCAGAAGGAAUUCUCCCUCUCCUCCACCGACCUCUUCCAUUCUCCUGCAGUAUUCGCUCUGAUUCGAUUCGUUUACAACCCUACCUACCUACCUGCAGGGUUUGUCGAGCUGUCCGUCUCGUACGUCGGGGCCCAACCGGACGUGAUCGUUAUCCCAGCCCCCGUCCCGGGCCCGGACAGUGAGUCGUCGUCCAUCACGUCCCUUGUGACCGAGUUUGACCGAAUGGAAUUUCCCGACCCCAAAGUCGUGAACGAGAAUCACAAGAUGGUCGAAGAGUACAUCGAGAUAUGUACUAAAAGUGUGGAUGCCGAGACUCCGGCGGCCUCCGAGGAAGUCGCCAGCCUGUCGACCGAGACCGGAGGUUUGACCGAGGAGCUGAGUCAGCUGACCAACAACGCUGACUCACCUCAGGUGAGCUUCGAGUCGUCCGAAACCCCCAAGGGCCCCAAGUCGCCUGACGAGGAGCACGUCUCGGAGGAGAAACCCGCGGAACGUGAAAACGGGCCGGGCUCUGAGGAGAAGCCAAAGCCACUGGUGAGUGUUGUGAACAUCGAGCCGCCGGAGAUGAAGCUGGUUCAACAGGACAUAGUGGAUAUGUACAUGAAAAGCAUGCAGCAGUUUACGGAGUCGCUUGCGAAGAUGAAGCUUCCCAUGGAUUAUGAAAACGGGCCAAGCAGCUCGGAGAAUUCGACAACGACUACUUCGGAUCAGAGGACGCCGUCGUCGAAGAAUUCUGGGUCGCGUGUGUUUUACGGGAGUCGAGCUUUCUUCUGA
This is a messenger RNA of Striga asiatica, 1188 nucleotides long. NCBI's taxonomy places the organism in Eukaryota, Viridiplantae, Streptophyta, Magnoliopsida, Lamiales, Orobanchaceae. The record is from the annotation of a GenBank genome assembly.